CUUUGAAUGAAAGUUGAAAUGACAUGUAACGUAACUAGUUUUCUUGUGGUAGAACACAGUAGAACCACAGUACGUGAACGCAGCACGCGGUCGGUUUCUACGGCAACGCUUGUUAACAGAGAGGACGAUGGUUUACAUCACAGAGGAGCUGGUCCGCCAGCGGGCCGAGCACAACGAGGGCCAGAUCUUCUCCCUGGAGGAGGUUUCUCUGCACCAGCAGGACAUCGAGAGGAUGGAGCACAUCGACAGGUGGUGCAGAGACCUGAGGAUCCUCUACCUGCAGAGCAACCUCAUCUCCAGGAUCGAGAACGUCGGCCGCCUGAAGAAGCUGCAGUAUUUGAACCUGGCCUUGAACAACAUUGAAGUCAUUGAAAACCUUGAAGGCUGCGAGAGCCUGCAGAAGUUGGACCUGACGGUGAACUUCGUGGGCUGCCUGAGCAGCGUUGAGUCCCUGCAGCACAACGUGCUCCUCACAGAGCUCUUCCUGACGGGGAACCCCUGCUCUCAGUUUGAGGGCUACCGGCACUACGUGGUGGCCGCGCUGCCUCAGCUGCAGUGGCUGGACGGGACGGAGAUCAGCCGGACGGAACGGCUUCGGGCCUCUCAGCGGCUGGAGGAGGUGAGGAGGCGAGUGAGGGAGCAGGAGGAGGAGCACUUGAGGAGGAGAGCCAAGGAGAAGGAGGAGGAGAUGAGGAAGAAAGGAGGCGAGGAGAAGAAGCCGGGCUCCGACGGCCGCUGGUACACCGACAUCAAGGCGCCAGCGCCUGAGGAGAACCAGGAGGAGAACCAGGAGACAGAGGAGAACCCGGCACCCAGCGACCCGGAGGAGGAGGAGCGGUUGGAGAAGGAGUUCUGGCACACGCCGUGCGCAUUCACGCCCGAGUCCCGCCUGGAAAUGCACCGCCACCUGGAGGAGAAGAAGAAGGCCAAGGAGAAGCAGACACAGAAGAAGACGGCGGCCCCCCCUCGGACGCUGAUCACCGCUGAAGGACGAGUCCUAAACAUCAACGAGCCGAAACUGGACUUCAGUCUCUCUGAGGAUGAAGAAAACAACUCCAUCGUGUUGACCCUGCAAGUCUACAGACACAUGGACACCUCCCUGAUGGACGUAGAUGUCCAGCCAACCUACGUCAGAGUCAAAGUCAAGGGAAAGGUAGGCCUAGUGAUUCAGAGCAUGUCCUGUUUGAUACAUGUAUGCUCCUCUAUCUACACAUGUGUAUCUCACAUGUGGGUUUAGAUUAAUGCCUCCAUCUGGUGUGAGUACAUCAGUACAUGUAGUGUGUAGUAUCAGUACAUACUACACACUACAUGUACAUAUAAACAUGGACGAAGAGUCUGAUUUACAUCCAGAUAAAAGGCAGAGUCAGCAAAUAGG
Molecule: messenger RNA, 1375 nt
Organism: Pungitius pungitius (ninespine stickleback)
Lineage: Eukaryota; Metazoa; Chordata; Actinopteri; Perciformes; Gasterosteidae
Product: dynein axonemal assembly factor 11-like
Exons: 9
Coding region: 128-1237 (369 amino acids)
Biological process (GO): outer dynein arm assembly
Cellular component (GO): cytoplasm
Molecular function (GO): protein binding
Source: RefSeq, a predicted model, not a curated record